Molecule: messenger RNA, 5662 nt
Organism: Tigriopus californicus
Lineage: Eukaryota; Metazoa; Arthropoda; Copepoda; Harpacticoida; Harpacticidae
Gene: eys
Product: protein eyes shut-like
Exons: 16
Coding region: 127-5358 (1743 amino acids)
Molecular function (GO): calcium ion binding
Source: RefSeq, a predicted model, not a curated record
CCAUGUGUGUGUGUCAAGUUUGACAUGAGCUCGCGGAACAGCUGAUCGGUUCCACAAUAAACUGAGCGGUGCCCAAGAUCCCGCCAACUCUUCAGGAAUGGCACGUUGACACUGUUGUGAUCCAACAUGGUCCCUCUUAAGACCUUGAUUGAUUUGCUAAUGUGCUUGUCAUUGGCCCACGGAGAAACCACUGACCCGCCAGAGAACCCAUGCAAGAAGAACCCUUGUGAACAUGGGAUAUGUGUGGUCAACGGCACGGGUCCAAGGCCUUAUCAUUGCUACUGUGAAGACGGCUACACCGGGAUCAAUUGCGCUACAGAUUGGAACGAGUGUUGGAACAGCCCUUGUCAGAAUGGUGCCACAUGUUUGGAUUUGGUGGCCAGUUUCAAUUGCACAUGCCCCUCAGGCUUCAGUGGCUCCCUCUGCGAAAUUGAUAUCGACGAAUGUCUUUCUGAGCCAUGUUUGAACAAUGGAACUUGCCAUGACAACGUCGAUGGGUUCACGUGCCAAUGUCAAUUGGGCUUUAGAGGCCUGAAUUGCGAGAUUGAUGUGUCCGUGUGCAACGCCAGUUCCCCUUGGAGCAAUAACACCGAGGACAAAAAAUGUCAAAAUGGCGGAUUGUGCGUUGAUGGAUGGGGCACAGAUUUCUCAUGCGAAUGCGUUUCAGGAUGGUCUGGCAGCCAUUGUGAGGAGGACAUUGAUGAAUGCACAACAACCAGCCCCUGUCUCAAUGGAGGAAUGUGUAUGAACAUGCCAGGCUUUUACAUUUGCUCAUGCCCUUUUGGGUUUGCGGGUACAAACUGCGAAGUGGAACUUGAGAAGUGCGAUUCCAAUCCAUGUGAAAAUGACGCCCUGUGCUUCUUAGUGGACGAUUCCUUUCAAUGUUAUUGCGUGCCUGAUUUCCACGGACCUCGUUGCCAAUAUAAAUAUGAUGAUUGUGCCCUUCCACCUUUCCCAAAAUGUAUCAACGGUGGGGAAUGUCUGGAUGGUGUCGACGACUUUGGUUGUUCGUGUCCUGAAGAAUUCAAAGGCAAAACAUGCCAAUGCACGUUGGACGAUGACUCGGAUGAAUGCUCGUCAUUUGAUCUUUCCGUGUUCUUGGGAACCGAUCCAAGUCAUUUGAAUGACGGGGAUGACACAACCACUACCACCUUCUCAACCAGAACAACAAUUGAUACCACCACACAAAGUUCCUUGAAUCUCGACCUGGACUAUGAAUAUAUCGAGGAUCAGACCUCCACUGACACAUCGUCCACCGCAGAAACUACCACUAACCGACCUGUUGAAGAAGAUGGGGAUGAUAAUGCAAUUGGAUCAAUCCAAGUUGAUCGCUUAGAUCAGACUGUUCCAGAAUUGGAUCCAUCACUUCAACCAAUAUCCAGUCUUGAACCUCACAUGGAGAUGGACAUCGAUUCUGAUUUCUCAGUCACGCCUAUUUUACCUGACUUCCCAACCAGCACCAUCGUUUACAACGCAACGAAUGUACCCCCCGCGACAUCGGUGUUCAUUUAUGAACCUUCGAGUUCCGAAAUAUCCACGAAAAGUUUCUUGGCCGGUGAUGAUUUCAUAAUCGCCACUUCACCUGGAUAUGAAAAGGAGGAACGGGGUCUAGAUGUGGGAACCAUUGUCAUCCAACCCACGGUCACGUCCACCAUCCCUGUAACAGUGAUUAGUCAGGUUUCCUUGGAUGUGGUCUCCACGCCAAUGCCCACACCAACCUCCAGUGUCACCAUUCCCGUGACUUUUGAGCAAACUUCUACCACUUCUGGAGCUGUAGAGGAACUAGAUAUCACCACACCCGAUUCGAGCAAACUGGAGCAAGAACGUGUUCCGGAUCAAUCAACAGAGAAUGAUGUCCAAGAGGAUUCAACAGUAACGGAGAGCGCUCAACAAUGGACUGUGGCAAUUGUCACUAAAGAUACCACUGAAGGAACCACUUUGGCAAUUGCCACCGAAAAUGCUACUGAAGGAACCAUCUCGGCAAUGAUUACUGAAGAUACUACUGAAGGAACCACUUCGGCAAUGAUUACUGAAGAUACUACUGAAGGAACCACUUCGGCUCUAAGCACCACAUCCACUUCAACCACUACGGAUGCCAAACCUGAUUUGGAAAUGGACAUCCCACAGGGGGGUGACAUUAUUGCCUCCAGUGAUGACGAGGUCGAAGGAAGUGGAACAAGUAUUCGGCCUGACAUUUCGACCGACAAUCAUGUCGAUCAAGGCGGAUCUCUCUCAGUGGACAAUCUGGCAGGAAUCCAAUGUGAAAGCUUGGUUUGCAAAAAUGGCGGAGUCUGCCUAAGCACGUUACAAGGGGCUCAUUGUCACUGUGCCUUAAGAUAUCGAGGUGCUCAAUGUGAGGAGGAACUUCACGUGGACACUCCUGGAUUCCUCGGACACUCACUCCUUGUUCACGAGUUGGACAAAAAUAUUAGCUUGUCAGAGGCACCUUUUUCUCUUCGGUUGAGCUUCCAAUCGUCUAGCCCUGUUGGAGUGAUAUUUUACACUACGGAGCAAGGUGGCCAAGUUAAAGUGGUCGCUUAUAUCCAUGAAGGAAUCCUGCAUCUCCGAGUGAAUUGUGGCCCUCAGCACAUCUUGUUUUCCGAACCAACUCAACGAGUGGACACUGGUUAUGUGCAGAACUUGGAUCUGACUUUAUCCAUCUUGGACGACAAUUGUGUGACAGAGAUCAAAUUGAAUGACACCCAUACAAUGAGAGGGGAGCAAGAAUUGGGAUCCCCAACGCCCAAUCAGCCCAACAUAAUCUAUUUUGGGCAAAUGUCCAAGACCCAUGGGGUCGAAGAGGACGUUUACUUCCAUGGCUUCCAAGGAUGCAUGAAGCAGCUACGGAUUAAUGGACUUGCAAUAGAAUUUUACCAAGAAGCCUCAUCGGGUCGAGACAUUGUGGAGUGUCAGUCUGCUGUCUGUGCGCUGAAACCUUGCAAAAAUGGAGCCAUUUGCACGCAACACGACUCGAGUGGAUCUUGGUUUUGCAAUUGUCCGCCUGGUUUUGCUGGGCCUCUGUGCGAACGGUUGGUUUGCGACACAAACCCCUGCCAAUCAGGAGGCACUUGUCUAGGGAGCAAAGUUGGUCCUGGAUUCAUUUGCUUGUGCCCAGCGGGAACUAUUGGAGCACUCUGUGAAAAGAGCUUCAAUAUCACGCAACCUUCUUUCACGACCUCGGUUGGAGGCUACUCCUCGUAUUUGGCUUAUGGCAUCAAUUCACAAGACGUGAGCCUUUCUUUUGAGGCUCAAUUCCAUUUUGUAGCUCCAAAUUCGGACCAAAUUGCUCUGCUAUUCUUUCUGGGACAACACGGAAUCAAUGGAUAUGGAACUGAUUACAUGGCAGUGAGUUAUGUAAAGGGACAUAUCCUUCUCACCUGGGAUCUAGGCUCGGGCCCUCGAAGAAUUUUCACAUCUCAACCUAUCGAUUACCGCUACGUCAUGCAUUCCGUUCGCUUUGGCCGCUAUGGAAAACGAGGUUGGCUGCAAGUAGAUCAAUUUCCCAACAUAACUGGAAAGGCGCCGGGAACGAACGAGUUUCUAAAUGGGACUUCCAAAGUGUUUUUGGGCGGCCACGAGAUUCACAACUUCACUUUCUUACCACAUGAUCUCCCGGUUCAUCGAGGUUUCGAGGGUUGCAUCUUCGAUUUUUCCCUGAAAUCGUCGUAUUCCGUUUUGCCCCUCAUUCCACUCCAUUCCAUGGUUAAUCUUAAAAAGGUGCAUGGUCGAAACAUCCAGGAAUGUCAUCAAGACAUUUGCUCGACUCAGCCUUGUCAGAGAGGGGGCACCUGCAUUGGAUAUGGGGCCUCAUUCACAUGUUCAUGCCCGGAUGGAUGGUUUGGAGUUCGAUGUCAGGAGGAAACGAGCCUUUGCACCACGGGCAAGCAUAAAUGUUCCCAGGACUCGGAAUGUUCUCUUCAUCUGAAUGGAACAUAUUUUUGCAAGUGUCCCUUCGGAAAAAGUGGGAACUAUUGCACGGAGAGUCUGGAUGUGUCUGAUGCACGGCUAGGAAGUCCAUACUCCCAACUAUGGAUUAAUUUGACGACUAAUUUGCGGCAAAUGUCCUUAUUCUCUAUGGAAAUUAAACCCGAGUCCUCAGAAGGAAUGCUAUUAUUCCUCGGGCAAUCGCGGGACUUUUUCAACGCAGACUUCUUUUCUCUGUCCCUUCAAAACGGAAGCCUAGUGCUGGCAAUGUCUCUAGGUGGCUCCAGAAGCACUUUUGGCAACGUGCUGACAUUGAGUCUUUGCUGUAUUAACACGAAUGAAUGGAACCAGAUUGAGGCAGGUCGGACUGGUCGAGACGCUUUCUUGAAAUUGAACGGCCAAAAUGCCGUCGGUCGAUUCCAUCUGGACCUCAUCAGUCUUGAUGUGGUACCUAUUCUCUAUCUAGGAAACAUCAAAGAAGACUAUCGUCAUCCAUUGGGUGAGCUGGAUUUUCAACUUAGUACCUACCAAGGAUGUCUCAGAAAUAUCCAGGUGAACACUCAUUGGCACCCAUUGAGGCCCAGUUUCGGGUGGAAUGGGUGGGACGUUUAUGAUUGCGACGGGACUGCAUGUGGGAAGGAGCGAUGCCAACGACGUGGAACAUGCGAUCUAAAUGAGAACAAGAGUGGAGGGUUUGAGUGCCAAUGCGAAGAACCAUUUCACGGCCGCGAGUGCGAAGUUCACGAGCUCUGUGAAGGCUCUGAUGGAUGCCGAAAUGGGGCUAGUUGUGAAGUUAUUGAUCACGAGAUCAAGUGCAAUUGUCCUUUCGGCUUUGAGGGUCAAAAAUGUCAAAAUGAUAUUUCUGUGGAUGUUCCCAAGCUACUGGGCGAUGGGUAUCUCUCGUAUGACACCGGUAGCAGCGAGGCUUUCAAAGAUGAGACAUCACUCAGCUUGGACAUCCACACUAAUGUGUCUGAUGGACUGAUUCUUUGGAUUGGUCAGGACGUGUCAAACGAUGACUAUUUGGGUUUUGGCCUCAAGGAGGGCAUGCUCCAUCUGGUGUGGAACUUGGGAUGGCUUUCUCGGAGUGAAUUGACCAUCCCAAGUCCGCUCCUCAAUGAUGGCAAUUGGCAUUCGAUCUCGGUCAGUCGAACCAACCAGAACCUGGAGCUACGUCUGGACGGAACGCUCUUCGGGAGUCGCGUGACGGGAAGCUUUUCCGAGCUCAAUGUGGAUCCCGUGGUUUAUUUGGGAGGUUCGAGCUUUGAUCUGCCCACUUUAGAUUUGACUCGUGGCCAGUUUGACGAGCGUUUCCAAGGAUGUUUACGCGAUGUCAUCAUCCAAGGUGAGAAAGCCAAUCUCCAAUCGGACAACAAAGUGAGUGGAGGCAAUGUCCACGAGUGCUCCUCGACAUCGGGCACAUCCUCAUCUUGAUCUGGCAGUCUCAUCAUCAAACCAAUUCGUCACCCAAUAACCAACCAAUUCAUGCAACGAGUACAGACAGACCAGUCCCAGCGUGAGUGAGUGCGUGCAAAAGCGAGUGAGUGACUCCCCUCCUCAUCUCGAUAGUUCCUGUGUACCUACCUGAAAUGAGUCUAUCUGACUUGGAUCAGAGACAAGCGGAGACAACGAGACAGUGAGACGGGGACUCGAUCGAGUUUUGUCUUAAUGAUUUCGUCACGCCUUUUCAACUAAUUCGAACACCACUAAAGGAGCCAACCUCCCCCCNCCCCCCCCC